Molecule: messenger RNA, 1710 nt
Organism: Cottoperca gobio
Lineage: Eukaryota; Metazoa; Chordata; Actinopteri; Perciformes; Bovichtidae
Gene: upp1
Product: uridine phosphorylase 1
Exons: 8
Coding region: 168-1103 (311 amino acids)
Biological process (GO): uridine catabolic process; nucleotide catabolic process
Cellular component (GO): cytoplasm; cytosol
Molecular function (GO): uridine phosphorylase activity
Source: RefSeq, a predicted model, not a curated record
UGAGUAGUCCACAUCCCCUGUGCUGGUUAUGACGCUUGGUACGUGCUCGACGUCACGUCAUUGUGGGCAGGAAGCUCAUGUCACGGUGUGGACGUCAGUUCAUAGAGCGAAAUUAAUUUGUCAGGAAAAGAGUAACCAGCAGUCGAACAGCAACAUACCAAAGGAAGAUGAAUCCAGAGGACGCCAAGCCGACCGCGCCAUGCAGCAGCCCUGUGUAUGUGCACAACCCACACCUGGAUGUAAUGAAAGAUGACAUCCUCUACCACUUUGGUUUAGGAACCGGAACGCACAACCUACCAGCUUUGUUUGGUGAUGUAAAAUUUGUUUGUGUCGGGGGCAGUCCUUGGAGAAUGAAAUCAUUCACUGAGUACAUUGCUGCUGAGCUCGGUAUGGAAAACCCUGAAUCAGAGUACCCAAACAUCUGUGCUGGAACGGACCGCUAUGCUAUGUACAAAGUUGGCCCUGUACUGUCUGUCAGUCAUGGGAUGGGCAUCCCAUCUAUUGCCAUAAUGUUGCAUGAGCUAAUAAAGCUCCUCCAUCACGCUCAUUGCACAGAUGUUACAAUUGUACGCAUUGGAACGUCAGGUGGAAUAGGGCUUGAGCCGGGCACAGUUGUUGUCACCAAGCAGUCGAUGGAUGCCACCUUCCUGCCCAAGUUUGAGCAGGUGAUCCUGGGGAAGACGGUGGUGCGCAACACUGAUCUAGACCAAAGUCUGGCUAAGGAGCUGUUGCAGUGCAGCAAGGAGCUGAACCAGUUUGAGACAGUGAUAGGCAACACCAUGUGUACACUGGAUUUCUAUGAAGGACAAGCCCGUUUGGAUGGAGCUUUCUGCUCCUACACUGAGAAGGAUAAACAGGACUACCUCAAUAAAGCCAAUGAAGCAGGAGUCUGCAAUAUUGAAAUGGAGUCAUCUGUUUUUGCUGCCAUGUGCAAGCUGAGUGGUCUACGAGCGGCUGUGGUUUGUGUGACAUUACUCGAUCGGCUGAAGGGGGAUCAGAUGAACAACUCUCAUGAAGUUCUUCAGAGUUACCAGCGGCGUCCUCAGAUACUGGUUGGCUACUACAUUAAGAAGCAGUUGAAGGCCAGAGCAGUAUGCCGCUAAGUGCAACAAGUAUACAAGCAUACACCAAAAUCUCAUCCUGAAAACAUGAUGCAAUGCAAGGGCUCAGCUUUAAACAUUGUUUGUAUACAAUUUCUUCCUGCUCACCAAUAGCCAUACAUUACCUUUUAAUACCUCCAGAAUAAUCACUGCAUUUUGAUAUUAUGCCUCUUUAUUUAUUCUUUGGCACUUCUAUUUCACACUUGAUUCCUCUUGUUUUUGACUUAAAUGUUAAGUAGCAGCAUAUAGUCAUUCUGUCCAAUUUAAGACUGUUUUAUACAACAUGUAAAAUAAAACCUGUAUCGCACCAUGACCUUUGGUAUGUCUAUGCAGCACUAUAACACAAUCACCUCAAACUGUCAUUAUAGAAAUGUAUCAUGAAAAAAAAAAACAUGAUAAUAUUACAUUUGUCUCCUUAUAAGUCAAUAUUGGUUGUUGCAAAUGAUGUAUCAUCUGGAGUAUUUUUAUGCAUUUUUUUACAAUUCGGCUUCUGUAAUGUUUCAGAAGCUUCAUUCAGAACCUAAACACUGCUACAAAAUGUUAUUUAUUUUAAGAGAAAAAAAAAAUAUCCACUGAAUGUCAUCACUAAUAAAUCCUCAUGCAGUCUGAA